CCUCCACCUCCUCCCUUCCGAGAGUUGGCCUAUUCAGGUCGCUGCUGGCACCCUUGUGAAAGGAAGGUAAGCACCCGUGACCUCGCAGUUUAUGGACUCUGGUCCCGUCAUGCAGUCUUGACGUAGACCCGAGCUUCGCCGUUGCUGAAUGUCCGUAACACAAUCACACAAAUCUCCGAAUCCACCCUGAAAAUGGCUGAGCGAGGGAAUCUGUCGCCUUAUUCCUCACGGAGUGUGUCACCAGAGAGGUACGACCCGUUCGAUCCGCCGCUGGACCCCAUCGAAAUGUCGAACCAGAUCCACCUAUCCGACGAACAUCAGAGGGAUCGUUCACCGGGAGAGAUAUCACUGUCAAGCCUACCAGCAGGCUCAUACUUUCCCGGAUCGCGGGACGAUGGGGCAAGCGGUCAAUAUGCGGCGCUGCCACGUCGAGCACCAACGACGCACACUUCGGCGGGAACCUCUUCUCUCAACUCAAUGUUUUCUGGGCUAUACCCAUACAAAACACACGAUGCAGAUACACAGGCUUUAGUGGACAGAAGGGCUGGAGAAUUGGCACAAUGGCAGGUGCACUGGUCAACACCGGCAAUCAUACUCGCACUGUUUGUGGCCGGCCUAAUAGGCGCACUCGGACACCAUUUUUUCUACGUACACCUGGAUGGCAAGCCUGCAGAGGCUCAACUUAGGAUGAUAAGAUAUGGAACAGCCCUUGCAUUCUUUGUUAAAAGUACUCUUGUAGGCACCGUUAUUCUAUGCUACAGGCAGAGAAUAUGGACCACCUUUCGAAAUAAAACCAUGACGAUAAAAGCCAUCGAUGGCUUAUUCUCUGCGACAGAGGACCCCACGCAAUUUAUUGUCUGGGAAAUGGUACGAAAUGCGAAGCUUGCCACGGUGAUGGCCAUUUGCAGCUGGCUCAUUCCCAUAGCCAGUGUCCUCUCUCCAGCAUCGCUAACAUCGGAACCCCGGACGAUGUACAAUCAUACACAAUGUCCCGCUGUCGCCUCGCUCAAUUUCACGCACGAAUCGUCUUUCAAUUUUAGAAACGAAAGUAACUUCCCCGGGUCUUCAAUUAUAUACUAUAAUACUACGGAUACUACUGGGAAAAUGCCAGGAUUCUUCGACUAUUACGAUCAGCCGUCAAAGAAUGCUAGGAGAUUAACCGUCACGAGUGUCUAUCUCAAGAAGCCCGCAACAUACCCCAAUGCCUCAAUCGACUCCUGUGGCGAGGGAUGGAACUGCGAGUACUCCAUCUCUUUCCAAGGACCUGGAUACAAAUGUGACGAGAUCGCCAAUUCUAGCAACCCUAACACCCAAGAGAUUAUUGCAGGAGGAGCGCCAUUUAACAUUAGCACGCUCGCUCCGAAAGGAGAAUUUCUCUACUACAGCUCCGUCGACAUUGGGGAUUAUGCAUCGCCACAAGUUGACACAAAGGACGAUGGCACCCCAGCUCAGGGGCCUCCCUACCCAGACAGCUUGGGAGUAUUUGAAAGCGAACCGGUGCUCUGGAUCGGAUACGCCAGAAAUACUUCAACGCCUUACGACCGAUCAACCGAACUGGGCAAGAAAUGGGGCAACGUUCAUGAAGCCUCGAUUCUCAAGUGCGUCGCUCACCACACCAAAUACACUUUCGAUAUACAAUUCAACGAAACAAUCCAAAGCGCGACUCGCAAAUCACGAAAUUUCAUAGCUCCCAUCGUCGAUACAAUGGUAAACGCAGAGAACAGAAGUGACGUAGUAGCAAGUCCAAGUUCCAAUUAUGUACGACCAAAUACGGAUGUUGGGAAGUACAAAUUGACUGCUGCGUACCAUGCGAUGGGCUCUCUCCUGCGCAACUUCCUCCGUGGAUCAAUCGCUUAUACCCCUCCGUACUAUGUGACAAAAUCAGAUAUCUCCGAAUCUCGACUUGUGGAGGCGGGUACAUCGUACCCGCUACACAAUCUAAUGGAGGGAAUCUCCUCGGUCUAUGAGGACAUGAUCAUUACAUUGCUUAGCGAAUCACAUCUUGUCAUCGCGCAGACAGAAAGCGUUCCUUGCAUAAAGUCGAAAACUAUGAAUGUCUACAUCUAUCACCGAGAAGGCCUUUGGGUUGGGUACGCAAUUGUUGUCGCGGUCGCUUUUGUCUCCAUAAUCGUUGGCGCCUGGUCCAUUUUUCAAAACGGUGUGGCUUCCGAUACGCAGUUUUCUCGUAUUAUGGUCACGACGCGGAAUCCGACAAUUGACAGAUUGAGCGUUGGGGCUUGUCUUGGAGGUGACCCUUUUCCGAAAGAGCUUAGGGAGACGAAGUUGCGAUUUGGUGUGUUGUUGGAAGAUGAUCACAGGGAGGGACCAUUUGGGAACGUCGAGCAUUGCUGUUUUGGAGCUGCGGGCGAGACCAAGGAUAUUGUCAAAUACGGGACGUAUGCUGGUUUGAGAAAAUGGAGAAAAGUUGAUGAAGAGGAGGCUGGCGAUGUUCUUGAGAAAGGGCACCUGCUCGGUGAGGCCGACACACAUACAUGAGCCUCCGAUCCGGUUCUGCAAUAUACUGGGACGAACUAACCGCGACUUCUCUAUAGCAUAUCGGUUUUGUUGGUGGCCGCUACGACGUUACGACUCGACAUGGUAAAUGAAUAGACUCGUCUAUGAACUUCAUUUCAAGGAGUAUAAAACGGGAUGUUUACUAUAGUCUCAUGUGUCGCCGCAUGACUCUAGGACGAUGUUAGUGUUAUAAGGAGCUGAUUUUGGACCGGUGCAUGCUCUUUCGAAACCGCUUCGAGUCUUUGGUGGAAUAUUUCUUUCUAGAUACCCCUUUACAGCUCCC
This is a messenger RNA of Lindgomyces ingoldianus, 2797 nucleotides long. RefSeq lists its product as uncharacterized. NCBI's taxonomy places the organism in Eukaryota, Fungi, Ascomycota, Dothideomycetes, Pleosporales, Lindgomycetaceae. Bases 193 to 2496 code for a protein of 767 amino acids. The transcript has a single exon. The record is from RefSeq and is a predicted model, not a curated record.